UUUCAUUCAAGAACCAAGUCAUGUAAUGUUCCCUUUGGACUCAGAGGAGAAAAAAGUGAAGCUCAGUUGUGAAGUUAAAGGGAAUCCAAAACCUCAUAUCAGGUGGAAGUUAAAUGGAACAGAUGUUGAUGUUGGUAUGGAUUUCCGCUACAGUGUUGUUGAAGGCAGCUUGUUGAUCAAUAACCCCAAUAAAACCCAAGACGCUGGAAGGUACCAGUGCAGAGCAACAAACUCGUUUGGAACAAUUGUUAGCAGAGAAGCAAAGCUUCAGUUUGCUUAUCUUGAAAACUUUAAAACAAGAACGAGAAGCACCGUGUCUGUCCGCCAAGGUCAGGGGAUGGUACUGCUGUGCGGCCCACCAGCCCAUUCUGGAGAGCUGAGCUAUGCCUGGAUUUUCAAUGAAUACCCUUCCUAUCAGGAUAAUCGCCGCUUCGUUUCUCAAGAGACUGGGAAUCUGUAUAUUGCCAAAGUAGAAAAAUCAGAUGUUGGAAAUUAUACCUGUGUGGUUACAAAUACAGUGACAAACCAAAAGGUCCUGGGGCCACCCACACCGCUAAUAUUGAGAAAUGAUGGGGUGAUGGGUGAAUAUGAGCCAAAAAUAGAAGUGCAGUUCCCAGAAACGGUCCCGACUGCAAAAGGAACAACAGUGAAGCUGGAAUGCUUUGCGUUAGGAAAUCCAGUACCAACUAUUAUCUGGAGAAGAGCUGAUGGAAAGCCGAUAGCAAGGAAAGCCAGAAGACACAAGUCAAAUGGAAUUCUUGAAAUCCCCAAUUUUCAGCAGGAGGAUGCUGGUUGGUACGAAUGUGUGGCUGAAAAUUCAAGAGGGAAAAACAUAGCAAGGGGACAGCUGACUUUCUUUGCUCAACCUAAUUGGAUUCAAAAAAUAAAUGACAUUCAUGUGGCCAUUGAAGAAAAUGUCUUCUGGGAAUGUAGAGCCAAUGGAAGGCCCAAACCUACAUACAGGUGGCUGAAAAAUGGUGAACCACUGUUAACUCGGGCUAGAAUUCAUAUCGAGCAAGGAACACUCAACAUAACAAUAGUGAACCUCUCAGAUGCUGGCAUGUAUCAGUGUGUGGCAGAAAAUAAACAUGGAGUUAUCUUUUCCAGCGCAGAGCUUAGUGUUAUAGCUGUGGGCCCGGAUUUUUCAAGAACCCUCUUAAAAAGAGUAACUCUUGUCAAAGUGGGAGGUGAAGUUGUCAUUGAGUGUAAGCCGAAAGCUUCUCCGAAACCUGUCUACACCUGGAAGAAAGGAAGGGACAUAUUAAGAGAAAAUGAAAGAAUUACCAUUUCUGAAGAUGGAAGCCUCAGAAUCGUCAAUGUGACUAAAUCAGAUGCUGGAAGUUAUACCUGCAUAGCCACUAACCAUUUUGGAACUGCUAGCAGUACUGGAAACCUGGUAGUAAAAGAUCCAACAAGGGUAAUGGUACCCCCUUCCAGUAUGGAUGUCACUGUUGGAGAAAGUAUCGUUCUGCCGUGCCAGGUAACCCACGAUCACUCGCUAAACAUCGUGUUUACUUGGUCAUUUAAUGGACACCUGAUAGACUUUGACAAAGACGGGGACCACUUUGAAAGAGUCGGAGGGCAGGAUUCAGCUGGUGAUUUGAUGAUCCGAAACAUCCAGCUGAAGCAUGCUGGGAAAUACGUCUGCAUGGUCCAGACAAGUGUAGACAAGCUGUCUGCCGCUGCUGACCUGAUUGUGAGAGGUCCUCCAGGCCCCCCAGAGGCUGUGACCAUAGAUGAAAUUACAGACACCACCGCUCAGCUCUCCUGGAGACCCGGGCCUGACAACCACAGCCCCAUCACCAUGUAUGUCAUUCAAGCCAGGACUCCGUUCUCCGUGGGCUGGCAAGCAGUUAAUACAGUCCCAGAACUCAUUGAUGGGAAGACAUUCACAGCAACUGUGGUGGGUCUGAACCCUUGGGUCGAAUAUGAAUUCCGCACAGUUGCAGCCAACGUGAUUGGGAUUGGGGAGCCCAGUCAGCCCUCUGAGAAGCGGAGGACAGAAGAGGCCCUCCCCGAAGUCACCCCAGCUAACGUCAGUGGAGGCGGAGGCAGCAAAUCUGAACUGGUUAUAACCUGGGAGACGGUCCCUGAGGAAUUACAGAACGGCAGAGGCUUUGGCUACGUGGUGGCCUUCCGGCCUUAUGGCAAAAUGAUCUGGAUGCUGACCGUGCUGGCUUCCGCGGACGCCUCCAGAUACGUGUUCAGGAAUGAGAGCGUGCAUCCCUUCUCUCCCUUCGAGGUUAAAGUGGGCGUCUUCAACAAUAAAGGAGAAGGCCCUUUCAGUCCCACCACGGUGGUAUAUUCUGCAGAAGAAGAACCCACCAAAGCACCAGCCAACAUCUUUGCCAGAAGUCUUUCUGCAACAGACGUUGAAGUCUUCUGGGCCUCCCCCAUGGAAAAGAAUAGAGGUCGGAUACAAGGGUAUGAGGUAAAAUAUUGGAGACAUGAUGACAAAGAAGAAAAUGCUCGAAAAAUACGAACAAUAGGAAAUCAGACAUCAACAAAAAUCACCAACUUAAAAGGCAGCGCUCUGUAUCAUUUAGCUGUCAAGGCAUAUAAUUCUGCAGGGACAGGCCCCUCCAGUGCGACGGUCAACGUGACAACCAGAAAGCCACCGCCGAGUCAACCCCCCGGAAACAUCAUAUGGAAUUCAUCAGACUCCAAAAUUAUCCUGAAUUGGGAUCAAGUGAAGGCCCUGGAUAAUGAGUCGGAAGUAAAAGGAUACAAAGUCUUGUACAGAUGGAGCAGACAAAGCAGCACAUCUGUCAUUGAAACAAAUAAAACAUCAGUGGAGCUUUCUUUGCCUUUUGAUGAAGAUUAUAUAAUAGAAAUUAAGCCAUUCAGUGAUGGAGGAGAUGGCAGCAGCAGUGAACAGAUUCGAAUUCCAAAGAUAUCAAAUGCCUAUGCAAGAGGAGCCGGGCCGUCCACUUCCAACGCAUGCACGCUGUCGGCCAUCAGUACGAUCAUGAUCUCUCUCACAGCCAGGUCCAGUUUAUGACAACAGUUCUCUAAAAGAC
Eubalaena glacialis (North Atlantic right whale) is the source of this 3020-nucleotide messenger RNA. RefSeq names its product contactin 4 (gene CNTN4). Gene Ontology annotation, molecular function: cell-cell adhesion mediator activity. Gene Ontology annotation, biological process: brain development; cell-cell adhesion. The transcript is spliced from 21 exons. NCBI's taxonomy places the organism in Eukaryota, Metazoa, Chordata, Mammalia, Artiodactyla, Balaenidae. The coding region runs from base 26 to 3001 and encodes 991 amino acids. The record is from RefSeq and is a predicted model, not a curated record.